GCACGAAACGGGCAUUGCAGCGUGGCGACCGGCCUGGCUGUGCCCUGGUUGCGCUCGGGAUGUCCAGCUGGAUGACAUCCAUGUCCCGGCAAAUGCCGGACAGACUUGCGGAGGUUGCGGCAGUCGGCUGUGGUGGGAAUACGACCGUGCCAUCGAACGUGGGCGACUUCGCUGCUCUCACGGUUGCAACCGGCCAGCAGAGGAGCUGCGGGCGCCCGAGCCCGUCAGGCCAGCGCCGGCGGCGCUUCCACACGUGUUUGGGCGCGGAGGUGGCAGUGCGUUCUGGCCGUCGCGCGGCCCACCUACAGGCGAUGUGCGGGUAAGCACCAACUCCUGGCUGUACGUUCCGCUUCUCCAUGCAGCUGCAGCGGAUCUCGCGGUCGCUGCGCUUGCGGAAUGGCGAGCAGACCCGCGUGCUGCCAGCUGGUGGGAAGAAGCCCGUCACGUGCUCAUGGCGUCCGAGCCCGUCAGCCCGCAAACCCUGGUGACAGCUGUAGUCCGUGCUGUGGAGGCCGCGCCAACACACGAGCAUCACCUGCCGGACCUCGUCUCACGCAUCCAGGAUGCGGGGCUCCACGUCGGAUGGGCGGUCCGCCAGCUCCGGGAGCCGGAUGCGUACUUGCUCGCGCCCGUGCAGGAGGCCUUGCUCGAGUGCUACGGAGGCAUGCAGCUGGCGUCGGCGCUUGGCCGGCACUCCGAUCGCUUCCGCUGCUUCCCCUCAUGGAGAAGCCGCCGAGACAUCCGCGCGCGGCGGGCGGGGACGCCGCCGUGGGCGGGGCCGUGGCGUUCCGCCGGCUUCUGGGGCGCGUCAGCGUGCCGGAUCGACAGCCGGUUUCCCUUCCCAACUUCCCUCGCGCUGCUUGGCAGUGGCUUGACGGCCUUGAUCUCCUCCUCGCCGAGCUCCGAGGAGGUCGCGCUCUCCAAGCAACAAGUCGCCGACGCGCUUCGCACCUCCAAGCGCGGGUCGGCUGUUGGCCUGUCGGGCGCCACUGUCGAGUUCUACAAGUUGCUCCUCGACGAUGAAGGUGCCUUAGAGGCCUUCACAUUCGUGGUGAAUGUCGCAGCUCGCGCGCAGGCUCCUCCGGUUGCGUUGGACGCCCUGGCCUUGUCGCGCCUCACCGCCCUUCGCAAGCCACAGGGAGGGGUCAGAGUUUUGCGCCAACGCUUCCCCGACGUCGCCCAGCAACUCGUGCGCGCGCUCGAAGGCGAUGCAGUCGCCGCACCGCCCUGCGUGCGGGCAGCGGCGGCUACGGAGCGCUUAGACGCGGCUGGUUGGGAUGAGCGGCCUCACUGGGCAGCAUGUGCCGACGGGGCCCAGGUUGCAGAGCUUCCAACUAGUUUCGGCGGGCUAGGCCGACGGUUUUGCCGGUCAUCCAGGCCCGACGGCCAACUCCUACGCGUGCUGCUGCCGACCAUGGAACCAGCUGCCCAAGCUCUCCUCCGGUCACAAGCGGAGCCAUACCCUCAGACGACAGCCACUCCCUCCUGCCAGAGGCAGAUCGCGUUACGCCGACGCUUCCGGCUGGCUCUGCUGUUGGCGGCUGGGCCCCGCGAAAUCGGCGAGCUCAAGGACAAGAUCAGCGAGGGGGACCCCGUCCGGCGAGCUCGGCAGCGCCGGCAUCGUCCAGACACCCAGGGCCGUGCUGGCAACUGCCCUCUGCACGGCGACCGAGAGCAGGCCCCACCAUCGCCUUGCCCACCCCUGGGCCGCCGUGGCACGCAGGGUUGCAGGGGCCCUCUGAACGCGGAGACGCAGGAGCUGGCGAACGAAGCGCUGGCACUCCUCGCCCCACCUGUGUGUGACCUGAAGUGCGCGACUGAUCGCGACUGUGUUGGUUAA
Messenger RNA from Symbiodinium natans, 1840 nucleotides. Lineage: Eukaryota; Dinophyceae; Suessiales; Symbiodiniaceae. The record is from the annotation of a GenBank genome assembly.